AGCCAUUUUUUGUUUCCCGUCUCCUCUCUCUCGUUCAAGAUCUUAAAAAAGGCGCCGCUCGUUGUCAAGGUACGCUGUUACCAUCUCCCUUUGAUAGAACGCUCUUCAGUUUUCUCACUAUAGUUUAACCUUUCUCAAGGUUUACCUCAUGUUCAAUCUAUUGAGAUGUGUAAUUAAAGAGAAAAAAAUGGCACGUGGAGUUGCAGCAGUUGCCAAGGGAAAGAAGAAGGGAGUGUCCUUCUCCAUUGAUUGCUCGAAGCCUGUCGAUGACAAGAUCAUGGAGAUUGCUUCCCUCGAGAAGUUCCUUCACGAGAGGAUCAAAGUCGGUGGUAAAGCCGGUGCACUCGGUGAUUCUGUCACAAUCACUCGUGAGAAGAACAAGAUCACUGUCUCUUCUGAUGGUCAAUUCUCCAAGAGGUAUUUGAAGUACUUGACAAAGAAGUACUUGAAGAAGCACAACGUGAGGGAUUGGCUUAGAGUGAUUGCGGCCAACAAGGACCGUAACCUCUAUGAGUUGAGGUACUUCAACAUUGCUGAGAACGAGGGCGAGGAAGAAGACUAGAAGAACUCUACUCGUGUUACCUGUUUCUGUUGUUUUGGUUUCUGCUCUUUCUCAAUACAAUUUAUCUUGGUUCUGUUUUUUUUUUGGCAGAUCUUAUUUAGUUUUGGUUGAACUAGACUCUGUUUUGUUUAAGAAGGGAAUAUUUUGGCAAAGAUCGUAUGAUUUAAGAAUCUCUGAGUAAGGUUUAAAUUAUUAGGGACGAAACUCAUUCAGAGUAACUAUUUUGACAGAAUGUAUUCCGAAACAUAUCGGUUUCAAGAUUCUAUACUAACAAGUGC
Molecule: messenger RNA, 840 nt
Organism: Eruca vesicaria subsp. sativa (arugula)
Lineage: Eukaryota; Viridiplantae; Streptophyta; Magnoliopsida; Brassicales; Brassicaceae
Source: the annotation of a GenBank genome assembly